CAAAUAGAAACAAAAAACAAGACAACAUUGUUCAUCCAUUCAUACACAAAGGUAAGAAAGAGAAUCAUUCAUUUUUGUUUCAAGAUUAACACAAAAGGAGAGAGACCCAGAUACAAUUUUGGGUCGGGUUCGGGAUUCUCGGAUCCGAUUCUUUGUUCUAUCAUUUCUAGUAGUGGUUGAGCUUCCUUAUGUGGUUUUUUCUUGUUAAAAAUUUCAUCUUUACAAUUCUUCACUUCUUAGGUUAGGUGUGUUUGAUACAGUGAGGUUUGAAUGGCUGGGAUUGACGAAAAUCUUGCACUCAAUGGUGAUUGGGGUCUUCCUAGUCCAAGUCCUAGGUCCCUUUUUUCUAGACUGUUAGAAGAAGAUAAUAAUAAUGUAAUACGACCGAAUUCAGAACAUUCGGGAAGUGGUAGAACUGAGGGACAAGAUGGUGAUUCCGGUACCCAAUUGAGCGAUACAAGUUAUCCAACUGAGAACAAGUGGAGUUCGCGGGGUGGUCUUGUUGAUAGAAUUGCUGCUAGAACUGGAUUUAAUGCUCCAAGGUUGAAUACAGAGAGCAUUAGAUCUACUGAACUUUCGCUCAAUUCUGAGAUUCAGUCUCCUUACUUGACUAUACCGCCUGGUCUUAGUCCUACUACACUUUUAGAUUCUCCCGUGUUCCUUGCAAAUUCAUUGGCACAGCCAUCUCCAACAACAGGAAAGUUUCCAUUUGUUUCAAACGGCAACAUCCGCAGCACAGAAUUAUCAUCGGAUGUUCAAGAAAAAUCUAAACAUAAUGGCUUUAAUGAUAUUUAUGCAUCUUCUUUCGCUUUCAAGCCUACAGCAGAUUCGGGCCCCUCUUUUUAUCAAGGUGCUGGUAGAAAUAUGAAUACAACUACACUUUCUCAGCAUUCCCUUCAUGGUUUUGAAGCUUCAGUUCAAUCUCAAAGAGUUGAUGCGGUCAAUGUUCAAACUGAGAACAAAAGUAGCCUCCAUCUUAAGGCAGAGUUUUCUGACUCGCCACCUCAAAAAGACAAUUCUACACAAUUGGAAGAGCAAGCAGAUGAAGAGGGAGAACAGAGAGUUAACGGAGACUCGUUGGUUGCUGGUGUUGGUGGUACUCCGUCGGAGGAUGGAUAUAAUUGGAGAAAAUAUGGCCAAAAGCAAGUUAAGGGUAGCGAGUACCCUCGAAGUUACUACAAGUGUACUCAUUCAAAUUGUCCAGUUAAAAAGAAAGUAGAACGUUCUCAUGAGGGCCAUAUAACGGAGAUAAUCUAUAAGGGGGCCCACAACCACCCGAAACCUCCUCCAAGUCGCCGGUCAGGCAUAGGGUCAACUAACCCUCAUGCUGACAUGCAAGUGGACAAUCCUGAACAUGGUGAACCACAGGGUGGUGGUGGCGGUGACCUAGGCUGGGCUAAUGUACAGAAGGGAAAUAUAGCUGGAGCUGGUAAUUGGAAGCAUGACAACCUUGAAGCAACAUCAGCUGUCAACCCCGGGUAUGGUAACCAAUCCACCAAUCUGCAAACUCAAAAUGGUACUACUCACAUUGAUUCCGGAGAUGCAGUGGAUCGCUCAUCUACAUUUUCAAAUGAAGAAGAGGAAGACGAUCAAGGCACUCAUGGUAGUGUAUCAUUAGGUUAUGAUGCGGAAGGAGAUGAAUCAGAGUCUAAAAGAAGGAAACUGGAAUCAUAUGCUGAGAUGAGCGGAGCUACUAGAGCCAUUCGCGAGCCUAGAGUUGUUGUUCAGACUACCAGUGAAGUAGAUAUCCUCGAUGAUGGUUAUCGGUGGCGGAAAUAUGGACAGAAAGUUGUCAAAGGAAAUCCCAACCCAAGGAGUUACUACAAGUGCACCAAUGCUGGGUGCACUGUAAGGAAGCAUGUGGAGAGAGCAUCACAUGACCUUAAAUCUGUGAUCACUACAUACGAGGGAAAGCACAAUCACGAUGUCCCUGCUGCUCGUUCCAGCAGUCACGUCAAUGCGAAUGCUUCUAACGCAGCUCAAGGACAAGCUUCUGGUCUUCUUCAAAACCAUAUGCAUAGACCUGAACCAUCUCAAGUUCACAAUGGCAUGAGGCCUUCGCUUGGUUCGUUCAACCUUCCUGGGAGACAGCAGCUAGGUCAUCCGCAUGGCUUCUUUGGCAUGAAUCAACACCUGUCGAACCUUGCAAUGUCGGGAUUGGGCCCUUCCUUGCAAGCAAAGCUUCCCGGAAUGCCUAUGAACCCAUUCAUGAUGCAACAACAACAACAACAACAACGCGCCGCAAAUGAAAUGGGAUUCAUGUUACCAAAGGGAGAACCAAAUGUGGACGCUAAUCCUGAACGUGGCGGCCUUAACAUGCAAAAUGGCUCAUCAUCAAUGUAUCAAGAUAUUAUGAAUCACAUGCCUCUUGGACCUCACAUGUAAAAUUUUAUUCUCUUACAUAUUCUUUAAAAGGCAAAACUAAUGUUUUACAUCAUAUGAUUUACAUAUAUACUCAUAUGUAAUGAUCAGACAUACAUAGGUGGACUUCACAUUAGUCUCAUUGUAAUGUGCUACAUUAUUCUUCACAUGUUAAAGGUAUAUGUAGUUUAUUCUGCUGAUUUUCUUUCAUUCAA
This is a messenger RNA of Medicago truncatula (barrel medic), 2576 nucleotides long. RefSeq names its product probable WRKY transcription factor 2. Lineage: Eukaryota; Viridiplantae; Streptophyta; Magnoliopsida; Fabales; Fabaceae. The record is from RefSeq and is a predicted model, not a curated record. Gene Ontology annotation, molecular function: sequence-specific DNA binding; DNA-binding transcription factor activity. The transcript has 6 exons. Bases 271 to 2385 code for a protein of 704 amino acids. Gene Ontology annotation, biological process: regulation of DNA-templated transcription.